Molecule: messenger RNA, 1064 nt
Organism: Ectocarpus siliculosus
Lineage: Eukaryota; Phaeophyceae; Ectocarpales; Ectocarpaceae
Source: the annotation of a GenBank genome assembly
AUGAGCUGCCUGCGGAAUGAGGAGUAUAGCGAUGUUUCCUGCGACACCUGCUGCUCCAUCGAAGAUCUGGAUUGCACGAAGAUUGACUCCGAGUGGGACUUCUACGCGUCGACCCUCUUCUUCAUUUGCCUCUGCUGCUGCUUCACGGCGCUGUGCGGUUUCACGGAAGUCCGCCGAAAAAAGAAAGGGAUAUCGUUCGCGCAGGCGUGGUCGGUGCCGCAAGCCAUGCCAAUCCUUCGGACGUGGCCGAGAAGAUCAGCCUCCAACUCUGACAUGAGCCAGGCAGGCGGCGAAGUCGGCACGCAGUGGGCCGCUCUGUCGGACGACGAGGAGGACUUGAAACGGUAUCCCGUGGCAGGCCUUGUGGAUGAUUCCGGCAUGGCCUUCGGCUUCGUAACCACCCUGCCGCAGACGCUCUUAAGCUCGGUAGCGACCUCGCUCGGGCAGACGGGCUCGCCGUCCCCACCGUCACCUCAGGAGCCCGAGCUAACCGUGUGGAUAUCAAGGGAAAACGAAGGGGCAUCCGCAUCGGCGCCAGCUCACCAUGGCAUUGGCGGCGGCGGCGGUAGUGCUGUGACUGGGGUGGAGGCCAACAGAUCAGAGGAAUCCAGCAGGGGGAGCAGCGGGGUGACAAGGGGAGCAGGGGGGAGGCAACAACGGGCGGUGGUGGUCGGGAACGAUUUGGAAGAGCCCUUGAUGUUGGACGGAGUUGGAACGGGACCUGGAAGAGGGGGAGGGGCGGCGGGAGGCACAGAGAGACGGCAAACAGACGGAGAAACUAGCGGCCGCGCGGCUGCGACAACAGGCACAUGAAAUAGCGACGAAGGGUAAUCCGUUUUCGUAGGUUGUGUCGAUGAUCCCGCAUGCAUUUACUAUCGUGCAGGAGAGCUAGUGUUGAGCGUUGGUUAGAUGACCAGGUUAAGGGUGAAAUGCCGUUCAUGUUAGAUUAUUAUGUUUGCGUUUUUGGAGAAACAUCUGCUGUGCACGUAGUCUCCUCUGUUAGUAUCAUCGUUCGAGUGCGCAUGACAGGUGUUGGCGAACCCAGGUCUGCAACGUGUAGAAGU